CCUCUGUCAUUAUUAGCAAGACUAAUAGCAAGAUGCUGCAGUCAGAGCCACCACCACAUGAGCAAAACACAAAUGAAACAGAUGGAAAAGUUUGUUUGAAAAGACGUUUGGGCUUUUUUGAUAGCGUGAGCUUUCUAGUGGGCAGUAUUAUAGGUGCUGGAAUAUUUGUCUCUCCUAAAGCUGUUCUGGAAUACUCACAGCUCAACAUCGGUGUGACACUAUGCAUUUGGGCAGCUUGUGGUGUGUUGUGCAUAUUGUGCACCCUUUGUUAUGCAGAGCUGGGUUCAUCUUUGCCGUUUGCUGGUGGAGAAUAUUACCAUGUCAGACGAGGACUGGGACCUAUACCAGCUUUUGUCACCAUCUGGACUUUAACACUGUUUAUAAGGCCAUCAUCCAAUGCAGCCAGAGCCCUGACCUUUGCCGAAUAUGUGAGUCGUCCAUUUUAUGGCGGAUGUUCUCCACCUGAUCUUCUCAAGAAAUCCUUAGCUAUUGGAAUUCUCCUCAUUUUGGGAGUCAUAAAUUCUAAGAGUAUCAAGUUGGCCACAUGGGUCCAGAAUGUAUUCACAGUCCUCAAAAUGAUGGCCUUGGCUCUUAUUAUUGUCUAUGGUUUCAUCGAAUUUGCAACUAAUCCAUAUGCUUCAAAACCCUUUGAAGAUGCUUUUAAUGGAAACGUUCCAAAUGCAGCACAAACUGCAGAGGCCUUUUAUCAAGGGCUGUAUGCCUAUGGAGGAUGGAACUACCUAAACUACAUGGCAGAGGAAAUAAAAAACCCAAGCAAGAAUAUUCCUCGGAGUGUAAUUACAGCCAUGUGUGCUAUCAUUGUCUUCUACUUGCUGGUGAACAUCUCAUACCUUACCGUCCUGACACCCAGAGAGCUUAUAUCCUCAGCUGCUGUCUCGGUUACUUGGGCUGAUAGAGUAAUCCCAACAUGGUCCUGGAUUAUACCUGUCUCAGUGGCCCUCUCUAUAUUCGGUUCUCUCAAUGGCGGCAUGUUUAUGCUGGGGAGGUUAAAUUAUGCUGGCAGCAAAGAAGGACAUUUGCCAUCACUCAUCUCCAUGCUCAAUGUUCGUCACUUGACUCCAGCUCCAGCGAUGAUCCUCUCCACGCUGAUUGGAUGCAUAUUUGUCAUACCUUCUGACCUUCUCUCAUUGACUAAUUACUUCAGCUUUUGUAGUUGGCUCCUCGUUGGACUAACUUGUAUCAGCCUGAUUGUUCUUCGGUUCAGGGAGCCCAAUCUGGAGCGCCCAUACAAGGUCUUUCUUCCACUUGCCUUUAUUGUUGUUGGAGUGUCGGCAUUUCUGGUCCUGGCUCCAAUUAUACAGUCUCCAAAAGUGCAGUAUUUUUACGCCUUACUGUUUAUGUUCAGCAGCAUCAUUAUCUACAUUCCCUUUAUCCAUUUCAAACUGCGAAUCCCAUACUUCGAUAAAAUCACUUGUUAUCUUCAGUUACUGCUUGAGGUUUCCCCGACUGAUAUGUUUGAAAAUCCCAAAACUGAAUAAUAAUGUUGCUGUUUUUGAUUUACAAGAAAAAUUGUGUCUGUUGAGAACUGCUGUGAAUAAAUAAAGACGGUUCAAGU
Molecule: messenger RNA, 1576 nt
Organism: Nanorana parkeri
Lineage: Eukaryota; Metazoa; Chordata; Amphibia; Anura; Dicroglossidae
Product: solute carrier family 7 member 13-like
Exons: 4
Coding region: 33-1499 (488 amino acids)
Biological process (GO): amino acid transmembrane transport
Cellular component (GO): membrane
Molecular function (GO): L-amino acid transmembrane transporter activity
Source: RefSeq, a predicted model, not a curated record